AUGGGCUCUCAGACAUCAACUAAUAAUGAACGUACCCAUGGAUCGGUCAAUAAUAAUAUCAUAACCGAUCUUUAUCAAGCUUGUUCUCAAGGAAAUUAUGAGUUCGUUCUUCAAUUACUAGAAUCAUCUAGUUUUGAAGCCAUCAAUCGUCUAGAAGCGAAUGGAAGUACUGCAUUACAUGUUGCAGUCGAGAAGGGUUAUACAAAUAUUGUCGCUUUACUAUUGGACACAUAUGGUAUCAUGAGACAUUUGACUAACCGUGAUGGUCGCACUGCCUUCGAACUAGCACGAACAAAUGAGAUGCGUAGACUCUUCCAAAGACCGAGUUCUAGUGGUAAUCGCUUCUACGGAGACGACAGCUUCGUAGCAAUGUUUACUGCUGUACUGAAAAACAAGAAGCAGAAUUAUAAUCAACAAACUUCUUCCGAACGCGUACAACGUUAUGAAACUUUGGAGGAUCUCAGACACCAUCAGAUCUAUGAAGUCCAAGGACAAUAUUGGAAAGAAGUAAUCAACGGAUUCAAAUCUUUUACUUUCCAACAGCCAGAAGAAUCGAUUAGACAACAGCAAGCGAGCGAGCUACAAUCUCUUGUUGAUCAAUAUAUUAGAUCAUCACACCAGCAGUAUGCCAAGGCUAACGAACUGGCAAAUAGUUUUCGGACGAAGGGAGAAGUGGAAUCGCUUAUUCGCCUCUAUACGCUCGAAACACCAUUUUAUCGAUAUAUCAAUAGUGGAAAAGAAUCAAGUGCCAAACUUGCUUUGCCACUUAUGCGUUCAAUGGCAAGUGUACGUGAUCGUGCAUUCACUGGCAUCUGUUAUCGAGGUUUGAGUAUGACAAAACAAGACUUGAAAGCAUAUGAACGGGCCAAACAAAACAAGGAUCAGUGUUUGGAAACGAACACAUUUUGCUCGACGACGACUGAUAUUGCUCAAGCAAUAUUUUAUGCUGAAGCGAACGAAAAUGGCCAGCGGCAAAAAGCGUUAAUGGUUUUUGAAUUCCCUACAUCAUGUGAAACUGCCAUUCGUCUUGAAAAAAUUUCCGAUGAAUUGCCUUGUCUUUCAGAUUUCGAAGAUGAGAAAGAAAUACUCGUCAUGCCCGGAGUUCUCUUCUCUGUCACUGAAAUUCAAGAAACGAAAUCAUUGACAACUAUACACUUGACGCACUUGUAUAAUGAACACGAUGUUCAAGUGUACUGGGAACUCUACGACGAUAUACUGAACACGCUUGAGUAUUAA
Rotaria sp. Silwood2 is the source of this 1236-nucleotide messenger RNA. Lineage: Eukaryota; Metazoa; Rotifera; Eurotatoria; Philodinida; Philodinidae. The record is from the annotation of a GenBank genome assembly.